AAGGGGCCAUUAAGCACAUGGCUAAUUUGGCAGCCCCGUCUCUCUCUCCCCUCUCUUCUCUUCUCCUCCCUGCCCUUCCCUUCCCUUUUCUUCUCCUCUCCCCUCCUCACCUCCUUCCUUCCCUGCAAAGCACAACCUGCAUCCCAGGGGCACUGGGCUGAGCCCCUUUGAUCUCGUUGUCGUCGUGUGUUUUGUACGUUGGGAUUGGUCAGUUUGGUGGUGAUGUGGGGUCGCCCCUAACCUCUUUUGUACCAAGGCCCUGCAGUCUUGGAGUCCAGGGCUGGCACCGUGAGAAUGGAGGAGAAAGUGCUCAUAGGAUGGAGCAAGCGAGCCCUAGGCCUGUGUGUCCCUGAGUGGGGAGGGCUCCUGUCUACCCUCCACUCUCAGGUGGCUGCUGGCUGGGCUGGGAACACAGUUCAGCCCAGCCCAGUAGAAGGAGAUAGGCUCUUCUUUGAAGAGCAGGGUGUGCCACCAGCCUGGGUGCAGCAGGCACUGGGGGUGUGUAUGGCUGGAGGGCAGGGGCUACAGAGCUUGAGCCUGUCCCUUUGCGAUGAAAAAGACCAAAUCUCUGGUGGCGAGCUUACGUGAAGGGUGUGUCCUGUGUGUCCUUCGAUGGGUCCCGUGUCACUGUUUACAUGACCUAUUUGUGUGGUUAUAUAGCCCUUUAUUUAAAAGAGAGAAGUUCCUUUUACGAAGUUAUUAAAUUAUAUGUUUAAAAGCUAAAGAAAAAGAGCUGCAGAGUAUUUAUAAAACUGUCUUUUAAAACAAAAAGAACAAGCAAGAACAUUUGAUCAUAUAAUGGAAAAGGGAAGAAAGUAUAUUAGAAACUUUGCUAGUUUAAAAGAAAAAAACAAAAAAAAUUCCUUUCUUGUAAACUUAUGGACAACUCUUUGUGGCUGUUGGAGUUUAGUUUUUAUAUACACAGAGUUAUCAGACGUUAUUUAUAAAACUUAGUUUAAAAAAAAAGACAAAAAAAAGCCAAGCCGUGAGCCGACCAGAGGCCGUCCUCUUUGAUAUCUUUUGCAAUUGUACCGAAAGUGACUUACUCCUCGCCCUUCCUGCUUCCGUCUCUUGCCGGUGCCGUGGUGUUGUCCGUGCCUGGUGAGGUUUUGUGCAGCCGUACAGUGCUGGUGCUUCUGGUGACCUUUGACCUAGACUGGCAGGUGCUUCUUUGGGCGACGCGGUAGGCUGGGCGGAGCUGGCGCGCGCAUGCGCUCCGCGCGCGGUCUGUCCGGCGAGGCGGAAGCGGAAGCACGGGUCUCCCCGGGGAGCGAUGGCAGCCGGGGGUCUGAGCCGCUUGGAGCGUAAGGCGGCGGAGCGGGUCCGGAGGCUGCGGGAGGAGCAGCAGCGGGAGCGCCUCCGUCAGGUGUCGCGCAUCCUGAGGAAGGCGGCGGCGGAGCGCAGCGCCGAGGAGGGCCGGCUGCUGGCCGAAAGCGAGGACCUGGUGACGGAACUGCAGGGUCGGAGCCGGCGGCGCGAGGGUCUGAAGCGGCGGCUGGAGGAGGUGUGCGAUGACCCCGAGGAGCUGCGGAGGAAAGUCCGGGAGCUGGCCGGCGCUGUCCGCAACGCCAAAUACUUGGUCGUCUACACUGGUGCGGGGAUCAGCACGGCAGCCUCUAUCCCAGAUUACCGGGGCCCUAAUGGAGUCUGGACACUGCUUCAGAAAGGGAGAAGUGUCAGUACUGCUGACCUGAGUGAGGCUGAGCCGACCCUCACACACAUGAGCAUUGCCCGUUUGCAUGAGCAGAAGCUGGUGCAGCAUGUGGUGUCUCAGAACUGUGAUGGGCUCCACCUGAGAAGUGGCCUGCCGCGAACAGCCAUCUCGGAGCUCCAUGGGAACAUGUACAUUGAAGUCUGCACCUCCUGUGUCCCUAACAGGGAGUAUGUUCGAGUAUUUGAUGUCACAGAGCGUACCGCCCUCCACAGACACCAGACAGCCCGGGCCUGCCAUAAGUGUGGAAGCCAGCUCCGGGACACCAUUGUGCACUUUGGGGAGAGGGGGAUGUUGGGGCAGCCUCUGAACUGGGAGGCAGCAACCGAGGCUGCCAGCAAAGCAGACACAAUCCUGUGUUUAGGGUCCAGCUUGAAGGUUCUAAAGAAGUAUCCACGCCUCUGGUGCAUGACCAAACCCCCAAGCCGGCGUCCUAAACUCUACAUUGUGAACUUGCAGUGGACCCCGAAGGAUGACUGGGCUGCCCUGAAGCUUCAUGGGAAGUGUGAUGAUGUCAUGCAGCUCCUCAUGGAUGAGCUGGGCCUAGAGAUUCCCCUCUACAGCAGGUGGCAGGAUCCCAUCUUCUCUCUGGCAACUCCCCUGCGUGCUGGUGAAGAAGGCAGCCACAGUCGGAAAUCGCUAUGCAGAAGCAGAGAGGAAGGGCCACCUGGGGACUGUGGUGCCCCACUCAGUUCAGCCCCCAUUCUAGGGGGCUGGUUUGGCCGGGGCUGCACCAAACGCACAAAAAAGAAGAAAGUGACGUAACCUGGUGUUUGACAAAAACAGUUGGCACUUUGCAGAUGGACGGAACUCUUAUUCAGGGGCCAGUGUUGCCAUGCAGGCUUGGUUGCCAGCAAGAUCAUCUCUUUGGGGGUGACAUUUUCACCAUGGCAUGUAGCCAUUUAUCCUUGCACUGCUGUGGUUGUCCCAGAUUCGGCUUCAUCAUCCAGGACACUUGUCCAUGGGCUUCUGCAUAAAAGGAGGGCGGAGCUCGGAUUAUUUUGGACCUGGCCUGCAGAGAGGAAGUUAUGACUGCCUUAUCCCACUGGCCAGGCUAGUCUCAGGGCAUCACCCUAUUUCUGCUACUUCUUACUAAAAACUAUUAACUUCGUAGAAGACUUUUUCUGUACUGGGUAUGCAGCAGAGGGGUGCUUUAAGCAAACCUUUUUAUUCCUAUUAAACAUCUCUGUACCGUC
Messenger RNA from Nycticebus coucang (slow loris), 2907 nucleotides. It is a transcript of the gene SIRT7, whose product is annotated as sirtuin 7. Bases 1274 to 2476 code for a protein of 400 amino acids. The transcript has 11 exons. Lineage: Eukaryota; Metazoa; Chordata; Mammalia; Primates; Lorisidae. Gene Ontology annotation, molecular function: NAD+ binding. The record is from RefSeq and is a predicted model, not a curated record.